AUGGCUACCUUGCAAGACCGCACCACUGUCGAGAUGGAACAGGCGCUGCAGAACGGGUUCAGCCUGUCGUGGCUCCAGCAGAUCAAAGACCAGGUUCCGGGCGCCGACGAAGAACUGGCGCACGAUCCCACCUUGGCGGAAAACACUUCCAACCUGCUGGACGAGUCGCCGAACCAGACCCAGCGGACGCGUGGGGCCAUUGCGCGCGAAGGAGUACCCCAGUUCUCCGCCUAUACCUUCCGCGACAAGAAGGAAGUCUGGGGCUUCAACCUGACCAAGCUGUACCAGGAGGCGGUCUCGCGGCAGUGGUCUUCGGCCACGGACAUCCCAUGGGAGACGCUGCGGCCGCUGCCCGAUGACAUCGAGGCGGCGCAGUGCCAGUUGGCCACGUUCUUCGCCCAGGUUGAGUUCGUAGCCGCCGACGUGCCGGGACGGUUCAUUUCGCAGAUGUCGCCGGACUACCACGAGGUGCGGAUGUUCCUGCUGACGCAGGUGAUGGACGAGUCGCGCCACAUGGAAGUAUUCCGCAAGAGGGCGCUGGCCAACGGCGGCGGCCUGAUGCGGAUGAUCGACUCGGUGAGUGACGUAACCGGCGGCAGCACCGACAACGCGCGGGAGUUCACCGAAAUGUCCAGCCGCCUGCACAUCGUGGGCGAGGGCAACGUGCUGACGCUGUUCCGCCUGGGCGAGUUGAUGGCGUACAACGACGCCGAGAAGGCCAUCUACCGGCGGGCCGCGCAGGACGAGGCGCGCCACGUGGCGUUCGGCGUGCUCCACGCCCGCUACAUGAACGAGUGCACGCCGGAGCGGCGGGAAGAGAUCCACGCGUAUCUGGACGAGGCCGAAGAUAGGCAGGCGACGGGCAACGGCGGCGAGAAUCCGGCGGCCCGCAGCGCGAACCUGACCGCCGAGUCGCUGGCCAUCCUGCUGGGCGGCGGCGCGGACAAGGCCGAAGAAGGCCAGAAGAUCCUGGCGGCGAUCCGGCAGCGGCAGGUCAAGGAAUACUUCCAGCGGCUAAAGUCGUGCGGCUUUGACGACCGCAUCGAGAACGGUCGGGUGAACCCGGCGCUGCUGGAGGUCUACCAAGCCGCAGCGUAA
Geodia barretti is the source of this 1098-nucleotide messenger RNA. The record is from the annotation of a GenBank genome assembly. Lineage: Eukaryota; Metazoa; Porifera; Demospongiae; Tetractinellida; Geodiidae.